CUGGCAGAGGUGAGAACACUGGGGACUGAGCUUCAAAGGAUGGGGAGAAUUAAGUCCAGGGGUGGUGGGCAGUACGUGGUCCAAGGGCACUGUCCUGAAGCCAUGGUGACCAGUGCCAAGCGGGGACCCUCCUGACUCUGAAUGAGCUGGUGUGCAGGGGAGGUCCACCCCACUCUCCUCACCUCCCAUUACAGCUCCACCUUCCCAGGACAAGGGAAGGGUACAACUUCCUUCUGUCCUAGAGGAGGUUGGACUAGAUGUCCUCAAUGUAGUUCAGGUGAGGUGACACCCACAGCAGGGCAGUCUUAGAGGGUGGCAGGAGACCCUCAAGGGCCGGCUCAAGUCUGAGACAGGAGGGACCCAGGACAGAGCAGUAGACCCAGGGGAUGCUUUUCCUGCAGAGCAACAGGCAGCCGCGUUUUUAUCGUAGACUCUCCAGCAGCAGCGGGAGGGCUUUCAGCGAGAGGAGCCCUGCUGCUUUGGAGCCCAGGUCCCGGCCCUCGGUGACCCGCUGCGCAGGGAGGGCCUGGCAGCCGGUGCGCGCCGUGGCGCUCGGGCGCGGCAGCUGUGCCCGUCUGCCCAAGGGUUAACCCGUUCCCCUGCAGCUGCCGCGCGUGCCGUGCAGAAUCUCACCAGAAGAGGGUACAGUUGAAAAGCUCUUGACGUCAGGCUGGAAUUCCUAUUGUGUUUGGAAACGGCUUGGGCAAAGCGAGACAAGUUCGCUCUCCGCACACCUCGGCGCACGGCCGCGGGUCCGGCAGCUCCGGAACCGGCCCGCGCUGCCGGCGCACCCCGGGAAGGAGAACCUGCCUGCGGCCCACGAGAGGAGCCCUCCGGGGGAGGCCGAGCCAAGCGGCACAUCGCGCCGCCUGGAAGCGGGGGUGAGUGCCCCCAGCGGGGCCGCGGGCCUGGAGAACCCCCACCGGCGCGCCCCGGCGCCCGGAUGCCUGCCCUGAGCCCCGCCGCCGGGUGCAUGCCUCCGCCAGGGCCACCCAGCCCUUAGCUGCGGGCUGUGACCGCCCUUCCCCGCAGGCUCAGCCCGAGAGCCGCGCACUGGUGGGACCCGCCGGACCCCCGGCGGCGGCGGCGGCCGGGGACGCGGAGCCGGGGCUGCGAGGGCACACACCGGGAGCAUGGACGGGUCCGGGGAGCACAGCCUCCAGGAGGCGGGCAGCCAGGGCUCCGCGGCCGGCGACGACAUUGAGAUCGUCGUCAACGUGGGGGGCGUGCGGCAGGUGCUCUACGGAGACCUCCUGAGCCAGUACCCUGAGACCCGGCUGGCGGAGCUCAUCAACUGCUUGGCGGGGGGCUACGACACCAUCUUCUCCCUGUGCGACGACUACGACCCCGGCAAGCGCGAGUUCUACUUUGACCGCGACCCGGACGCGUUCAAGUGUGUCAUAGAGGUGUACUAUUUCGGGGAGGUGCACAUGAAGAAGGGCAUCUGCCCCAUCUGCUUCAAGAACGAGAUGGACUUCUGGAAGGUGGACCUCAAGUUCUUGGACGACUGUUGCAAGAGUCACCUAAGCGAGAAGCGCGAGGAGCUGGAGGAGAUCGCGCGCCGAGUGCAGCUCAUCCUGGACGACCUGGGUGUGGACGCGGCCGAGGGCCGCUGGCGCCGCUGCCAGAAGUGCGUCUGGAAGUUCCUGGAGAAGCCCGAGUCGUCGUGCCCCGCACGCGUGGUGGCCGUGCUGUCCUUCCUGCUCAUCCUCGUCUCGUCAGUGGUUAUGUGCAUGGGCACCAUCCCGGAGCUGCAGGUGCUGGACGCUGAGGGCAACCGCGUGGAGCACCCGACGCUGGAGAACGUGGAGACGGCGUGCAUCGGCUGGUUCACGCUCGAGUACUUGCUGCGCCUCUUCUCCUCGCCUAACAAGCUGCACUUCGCCCUGUCCUUCAUGAACAUCGUGGAUGUGCUGGCCAUCCUCCCCUUCUAUGUGAGCCUCACGCUCACGCACCUGGGCGCCCGCAUGAUGGAGCUGACCAACGUGCAGCAGGCGGUGCAGGCCCUACGGAUCAUGCGCAUCGCGCGCAUCUUCAAGCUGGCGCGCCACUCCUCGGGUUUGCAGACCCUCACCUACGCCCUCAAGCGCAGCUUCAAGGAACUGGGGCUGCUGCUCAUGUACCUGGCCGUGGGCAUCUUUGUCUUCUCGGCGCUGGGCUACACCAUGGAACAGAGCCACCCCGAGACCCUGUUUAAGAGCAUUCCCCAGUCCUUCUGGUGGGCCAUCAUCACCAUGACUACUGUGGGCUACGGUGACAUCUACCCUAAGACCACGCUGGGCAAGCUUAACGCGGCCAUUAGCUUCCUGUGUGGGGUCAUUGCCAUCGCCCUGCCCAUCCACCCCAUCAUCAAUAACUUCGUCAGGUACUACAACAAGCAGCGCGUCCUAGAGACGGCCGCCAAGCACGAGCUGGAGCUCAUGGAGCUCAACUCCAGCAGCGCAGGUGAGGGCAAGCCUGGGGGCUCCCGGAGCGACCUGGACAUCCUCCCCCCAGAGCCUGCGGGGAAGGAGGGGACAAGCUGGGGCAGCCGGCUGAAGCUCUCCCACAGCGACACCUUCAUCCCCCUGCUGACGGAGGAGAAACACCACAGGACCCGGCUCCAGAGCUGCAAGUGAGAGGAGGGUAUCCCGGGAAGAGAUGGACGGACGGGACCGUGGGGAUGGUGGGCUGCUCGAGAGGAGCUGCCCUGUGGCCCCCAGCCCUCCCCUGAGCAGACUCUGAAGGCCAAGGCUGGGUGAGCCUCCUGGGGCAGGUUGUGCAGGAGCCCUGGAGAGGGUGCCAGAGCCACAGGGCAAUGGGGGACCGUGAUCCCACGCCCCCUUCCGUGUCUCCUUCACAAAGCCUCCUGCUCCACGAACCCUUCCUCACUGUGGGUUCUGUCCCAGGCUGGCUGUCACCCCAGGGUGGCUCAGACGCACUCCCUGCAGGGCCAGCAGGUAGGUGUGCAGCCGGGGUGGGAGAGCUAUUUUUAACUGAAAGCUAACUAUGAAGGGAUAGGAGGAGGCAGGUCCAGUGCCAAGGGGCCUGGCCACGUUCCAGGAGGCCCGUGCAGGCCACUUCUUCUCCUGUUCCCUUCUUGGGAAGGUCAGUUCCCUGAGCACCCCCUGGAGGAGGGAGAGACCACAGAGCCCGCAGAGCUGGGAGGUUUUCACGACUUCUUGGUUCUGACCCCAGUACUUCUGAGGCACCUGCUAAGUGGACAGCUCUCAGCAUGGCCUCCAGAGGCUCACAGCCAGCCUCGUCUGAGAGCCCCAGGGAAACAACCAGACAGACCUGGGUUUAAGCUCAGGGAAUGAGGAGAUGAGAGAUGGCUUGGAGCUUAAAUGCUUUUCUCUAGUGCCCCUCCCCACCACUCUCCUACUAGCGGUGUGACCUUAGGCCUGUUGAUUAAUCUCUCUGCUCCUCAUCCUGAUUAUUAAGUGGGGAUAUAAAAUUAUGACCUCAGAGAAUCAUGGUUCUUAGUUCAGGGCCCAGCACUUAGUAAGUGCUCAAUAAAUGAUAGCUGUUUCUGUUGCUCUACUCUGGGAAGCAAGUGAGUUGUAGUUGCCCACUAUGGUCUCCACAGCCUAGGCAGAGGAGGCAGGGACAGGGCAUUGCCAUUCUGUUCUUGGUGGAAGGCAAGAGUUAGUCCUGCAGGCCCUUCUCUGGCUUCUGCCUUCCCACUUCGGACUGUGAGCCCUACAGUCCCGUCCUUUCCUCCCUGGGUGGAGGGAGGGACCCUGCAGUUGGGCAGAGGUGGAGGGUUCAGAUGAGGAAAGGAGGCUCCUCCUCAGUCUGCCACCAUCCCAGACUACGCUCCUAUUUCCUGGGCCUGCGAUUUCCCCUAGGUGAGAAGAGGGAUGAUUUCUCAGGCCUCUGCCAGGUCUGCCUGCCAGGAUUUUGCAGCCUUGGACUGGGGCUCCGGGAGGCAGAAGCUGUCCUCUGGAGGGGUCCUUGGGGGCAGGUCUUGGAGAGAGUUAGGGUGGUUCUUGUGGGAUGCAGAGCUGCAUGUGAGAGCAGAGCACCCAGCUGUGGUGGAGCCGGCUGUGGGUGGACGGUGUGGCAGGCCUGCCGAGGCUGCUGGAGGGGGGCUCCGCUGUGUCCGGCCCUCCCCGGGAGCACUCUGCAGGGGCCUGGGCACCUCCGACCAGGCUGGCCAGGACUGCUGUCCUGAGCUGACACUGUGUGCCUGUCCCUCCUUUGCUCUAGGAGGAAACUGGUCCUGUGGCUACCCCAGGUGGAGGAAUAGAGGUGGGGGCUAAAGAAGGGGGACUCAGUGGAGGGAGGAGGGGGCUUCGGGCCUGCGGGGGGUGUGGCCUGUGCAUCUGGGGCCCAGGCAGCUUGCUGAGUUGGUGGGUUUCCUCUCUGUCCCUUUCCCCCAGAGUUCCUGGAAAGCCCGGGGCCCGUGCCAGCCUGAGGGCUUUGAGCCCUGGAAAGGGGAGAAGCUCAGGGUUUGCAGAGAAGCCAGGAUGAUGAGGCAGGAGGCCGAGGUGGCCAGGCAGGAGGCCGAGGUGGCCGCGAGGCCCAACGCCCAGUGUGGUCUUGUAGCUCCCAAACCAGUGUGGGCUCCUCUCCUUACAAGGAGGAGACUGAGUCCCAGAGGGUAGCCCCUCAUGUGAGAUCUCCAUGAGUCAGGAUCAGAGGGCUCCUGGUCCCAGAGGGGCUCAGCCUGUGACAGUGACAUACUUCAUCAUGAAGGAGUGGCCUGGGAGCUCGGACGCCAGGAGGAGAAGCAGCUCUCAGUCCCUGGGACAUCUUUCUGGGGUCAGGUACUUGAAUUUUGCUUUCUAUUAGAACAGACUUGGGAGCUUUAAAAGCUGCCAGUGUCCAGGCCGUGCCCUGUUCCUAUUAAAUUAGAAUCUCUGGGGGUGACACUUAGGCGUCAGUAUUUUUUUUUAACUUUAACGUGCACAUGAGUCAUCAGAGAUUUGUUAAAACGUGGAUUUUAAAUUUGUGAAGCUGGUGGGGCCCUGGCGUUCUGCUUUCCCAAGGAGCUCCCAGGUUUGGCUGGGGAGGACCUCAGCUUCCAACAGCCAGAGGCCAGAGCAGGAAUCGGCCAGCAGUGGCUUGAGGGCCUGUGAAUUAAGAAUGGUUUUUAUAUUUUUAAACAGUUGGAAAAACUUAAAGGAAGUCUAACAUUUUGUGACUUGUGAAAAGUGCAUAAAACUAAAAUUUCAGUGUCUGCAAAUAAAGUCUUAUUGGAAUAGA
This is a messenger RNA of Ictidomys tridecemlineatus (thirteen-lined ground squirrel), 5190 nucleotides long. It is a transcript of the gene Kcnf1, whose product is annotated as potassium voltage-gated channel modifier subfamily F member 1. Gene Ontology annotation, cellular component: membrane; voltage-gated potassium channel complex. Gene Ontology annotation, molecular function: voltage-gated potassium channel activity. The record is from RefSeq and is a predicted model, not a curated record. Gene Ontology annotation, biological process: potassium ion transmembrane transport; action potential; protein homooligomerization. Lineage: Eukaryota; Metazoa; Chordata; Mammalia; Rodentia; Sciuridae.